AUGUUCUUAACCAGAAGUGAAUAUGACCGUGGGGUCAGUACGUUCUCUCCAGAAGGUCGUUUAUUCCAAGUGGAAUACUCUCUAGAAGCCAUUAAACUUGGUUCCACAGCUAUAGGUAUUGCCACUUCAGAAGGUGUAGUAUUGGGUGUUGAAAAAAGAGUCACCUCAUCAUUAUUAGAAUCAUCCUCAAUUGAGAAAAUUGUGGAAAUUGAUAAGCAUAUAGGUUGUGCCAUGUCUGGGUUAACUGCAGAUGCUAGAAGUAUGAUUGAUCAUGCUAGAGUGAGUUCCUUGAACCACAAUUUGUACUAUGAUGAAGACAUUGGUGUUGAAACAUUGACUCAAUCUGUUGCAGAUUUAGCUUUGAGAUUCGGUGAAGGUGCCUCUGGUGAAGAACGUUUAAUGUCAAGACCAUUUGGUGUUGCCUUAUUAAUCGCUGGUAUCGAUAAAGAAAAAGGUCCACAAUUAUAUCAUACAGAGCCAUCCGGUACAUUUUAUAGAUAUGAAGCAAAAGCUAUAGGUUCCGGUUCAGAAGGUGCUCAAGCAGAAUUACAAAAUGAAUAUCAUAGUUCUUUAACAUUAAAAGAAGCUGAACUUUUAAUUUUGAAAAUCCUAAAGCAAGUUAUGGAGGAAAAACUAGAUGAAAAUAAUGUUCAAUUAAGUUCUGUUACAGAAAGCGAAGGUUUCAAGAUUUAUGAGAAUAAUGUAACUGCUGAUAUCAUCAAGGUUCUAAAAGAACAAGAAACUGAUGAUCAACCUGAAGCUUAG
Molecule: messenger RNA, 765 nt
Organism: Hansenula anomala
Lineage: Eukaryota; Fungi; Ascomycota; Saccharomycetes; Phaffomycetales; Wickerhamomycetaceae
Gene: PUP2
Product: proteasome core particle subunit alpha 5
Exons: 2
Coding region: 1-765 (254 amino acids)
Biological process (GO): proteasome-mediated ubiquitin-dependent protein catabolic process
Cellular component (GO): proteasome core complex, alpha-subunit complex; nucleus; proteasome core complex
Source: RefSeq, a predicted model, not a curated record